AUGAGGGUCUUGGCCUGCCUCCUUGCAGUACUGGUGGGGAUCCAGGCUGUUGAGCAGCUACGCCUGGCUGAUGGCCCCCACGGCUGUGCCGGCCGCCUGGAAGUCUGGUACAGUGGGCGCUGGGGCACCGUGUGUGAUGACGGAUGGGACCUUCGGGAUGCUGCAGUGGCCUGCCGGGAACUGGGCUGUGGUGGGGCGCUGGCUGCCCCUGGCGGUGCCUUCUUUGGGGAGGGUGCAGGGCCUGUGUGGCUCAGUGAGCUGGCCUGCCGGGGCAGCGAGGGGCAGCUGGGCCUCUGCCCCCACAGGGGCUGGAAGGCCCACAUCUGCUCUCACGAAGAGGAUGCAGGUGUCGUCUGUGCAGGUCAGCGCGUGGCUAACUCUAGGGAUGAGUCAACACUCUCCCUGGAGGGAGAUCCAUGGCUGGGGCUGUCUGGGGAGCUGAGCCCCAGCUCUGAGAAGCCCCCAGUGACUCAUGCCCCCCGCCCUGCAGGGAACCCCCAGAAUGGCCCACGAAAGAAGAGCCCUCGGCCACCCAAGCAGGCCAAGUCUACCAGGGCUUCUUUGCUGAUGACUGGAGCCCCCCGCCAAGAGCGGCUGCGCCUGGUCUCAGGCCCCCAUGGCUGCGCUGGCCGCCUGGAGGUCUGGCAUGGUGGGCGCUGGGGCACUGUGUGUGACGAUGGAUGGGACCUUCGGGAUGCCACGGUGGCCUGCCGGGAGCUGGGCUGCGGGGGGGCACUGGCUGCCCCUGGGGGAGCCAGAUUUGGGCCUGGUUCAGGGCCAGUGUGGAUGGAUGAUGUGGGGUGUGGAGGAGGAGAACAGGCCCUCCGGGACUGUCCCCGAAGCCCCUGGGGCCGGAGCAACUGUGACCACAGUGAGGACGCCGGGCUGGUCUGCACUGGCCCUGCACCCAGGCUUCGCCUAGCCGAUGGCCCUCAUGGUUGUGCCGGCCGUUUGGAAGUCUGGCACGGUGGGCGCUGGGGGUCGGUGUGUGAUGAUGCCUGGGACCUUCGUGAUGCUGCCGUGGCCUGCAGAGAGCUGGGCUGUGGGGGGGCUCUGGCUGCCCCAGGGGGCGCCUUCUUUGGGGAGGGGGCCGGCCCCAUCAUCUUGGAUGAUCUUCGGUGCCGGGGAAAUGAGACAGCCUUGCGAUUUUGCCCAGCGAGGCCCUGGGGCCAGCAUGACUGUCACCAUCGGGAGGAUGCUGGGGCUGUGUGUGAUGGCAUGCCCCUUGGCUAUGUGCCCCCCACGGCCCCUGCGUUGGACAGCAACAGCUCAGCACCCAGGGAGGCAGCACCCAGGCCCCCAUCUACCACGGUGGUCCAGACCCCAGGCUCAGCAGGCAGCUGGCCUCCUCCAGCCUCUCCUACUGCCCCUCUGGAGCCUGGGCCAGAAGCUGGGUCCCCUCAGCUGCGCCUGGUGGCUGGGCCCAGCAGGUGCUCAGGCCGGCUGGAGGUGUGGCAUGAUGGGCGCUGGGGAACAGUGUGUGAUGACAGCUGGGACAUGCGAGAUUCAGCUGUGGUCUGCCGGGAGCUGGGCUGUGGGGGACCUCGGCAGCCAGACCCUGUGGCAGGCCGCUUUGGCUGGGGGGCAGGCCCCAUCUGGCUGGAUGACAUGGGCUGUGUGGGGACAGAGGCUUCGCUGGUCGACUGCCCUGCCUCUGCAUGGGGGAAGCACAACUGUGCUCACAAUGAGGAUGUCGGGGUCACCUGCACUGAGACUCCUGGCCUGGACACCAUCUCAGACCCCUUCAGUUGGAGCUGGCUCCCUGGGCUGGGUCAAGAUCAGGACGCCUGGCUUCCACGAGAGCUGGUCACCAAGACCUCUGUUAGUCUGUCCCCUGGUGAGCUGCAGAAAACAACCACAAAGGCCCCAGGGAAAAUGCCCAAAAGUACCAAGAAGUGGGUGACUAAAACUGCCAAGAGACUGACCACCCAGCCUCCCAGGAUGCCAACCACGAAACGCUCCAGGGACCUGGGCACCACAAGCCCCCCAGAACAAACCUCACCUACCACCAUAUCCCGGACCGCCGAGGCCUCCCCAGGUCGAACUUCUGAGUCACCCAAAAGACUGAAGACUGAAGCUCCCCGCAGACGGACCUCUCAUACCACUGCCAAGCCAACCCUCCAGACUUCCUGGGAAUGGACCUCAAAGACCAUAGCAACACUGUCUACUCAAGACCCCCAAGAAACGACCUCUGAGGUGUCCACAAAGCAAAUCUCCCAGGCCUCCCUAGAGCCACCUGCUGAAAUUCCAGAAAAAUCUCCAGAGUCAUCCACAGACCCAGCCUCCUCACACACAUCUGGGGUGCCAGGCCCUUUCUGGCUCCGUCUGGCUGAUGGGCCCAACAGGUGUGCCGGCCGAUUAGAAGUGUGGCACGAUGGACUCUGGGGGACAGUCUGUGACGACAGCUGGGACCUGAGGGAUGCUGCCGUAGCCUGCUGGGAACUGGGCUGUGGAAAUGUCCGGCCCCGAGUGGGCAAAACCCACUAUGGGCCUGGGACUGGGCCCAUCUGGUUAGACGACAUGGGUUGUAAAGGCAGUGAAACAUCCCUGAGCGACUGCCCCUCGGGGGCGUGGGGGAAGCACAACUGUGACCAUGAGGAAGACGUGGGGCUCACCUGCACUGGUUACACAGAUAAUGACGAUUAUCCCCCCUGGAUCUGGGACCCCACUUCAGGAGAGGACCUGGGCAUAGGGAGCACCACGCCAAGGCCUGGAUGCACUCUUUCCUGGGGCACCACCCAGCGCCCAGGAGGCCCAUUCCCAGCAGCACGUCACUUUCUACACACAGGUGACCAGGAUGGUUCCCAGCCUCUCUGGACACAGGACACACCUUCAGGAAGUAGUUUGGCCAAGGGGACCCCCACCACAACCAAACCUGGACCCAUUCUCACCAGUGGCACCACCAGGAGACCAGGUCAUCUCACUCCAGCUCCAAGGGCUCAUGGGAACACAGGUUCCCCGAGGAAGCCAUGGCCAGGGCACAGGCUGCUGCGGCCCACAGCAGGCAGGAUAACCCCCACAUCAUCCUCAACUCCUUCCUCCUCAUUGGGGCCCUCGGGUCCACAGUUGACCUCUGACUCCUGGCUACAGCUCAUCUUUGACUCGACUUCAAAGCAGAGUGUGACCACAGACCCUCCUGACACUUCUCCACCCACUCCAAGCCUGCCCUCCUUGACUAGCCCUGACCUUGCUUUGUCCACCCCUGAUUCCACUGUAGCUCCAGCUCUGGCCCCAGAGCGUUCCUCCACCCCAUCAUUCUCCUUGCCUGAAAAGCUAACCUCUGAUCCCUCUGCACCAUCAGAGGUGACCAGCCUUUUCCCUACCUCAGAACUGACCCCGGAACCUGACACAACCCCAGACUUGGACGUAACUCCAAGCCCCAAUACAGUCCCAGAGGCUUCUGGAUCCCCAGACCUCUCCACAAGCCCUACUCCCACUACCUUCACACACCCCACCAUGACCCCGUACUCAACCACAAUCCCUCAUCCCACCACAAUCCCUGACCCCACCAUAAUCCGUUACUCUACCACCACUACCCCUCACCCCACUACCACUCACCCUACCACAAUCCCUGACCCCACCAUGACCCCUCAACCUCCCACCACCCCUCACCCCACCAUGACCCCUCAACUCACCACUACCCCUCACCCCACCAUGACCCCUCAACCUCCCACCACCCCUCACCCCACCAUGAUCCCUGGCCCCCCCUCAGCCCACAUCAUCACUACCAAGUCCCUUUCAACCUCCCUGGGGACAGAACUUCCCUCUGCCACUCCACCACCAAGGGUCAAGUCCAGACUGCACCCUCAGUUGACCUCCAUGGAGUCCCCUCCUUCUUCCACGUCCCAGAUGCUGAACCUAGAGCCCUCUGCAGCCUCAGAGUCCAGCCCCUCCAGGCCUUCUCCAGCUCCAAGCAUGCCAUCCAUUGAGGACUUCAAACUACCCAGAAGCCAGAGCCCUGAAUUAAGCUAUCCACCUACCCAUACCCCACACUCAACCUCUGACCCCAGUGUCACCCCUGACUUUCACCUGUCCUCUGUAGCCCACCCCUUGGAUCAACCUCCCCCUGACCAGCUCACUGUAGAGCCAACACUUAGUCAGAGUCCAGGCCCCCUUGGCCCAUGUGUGUCCCCAACACCUCCUGUAAGGGUCAUGGCUUGUGAGCCACCUGCCUUGGUAGAAUUGGUGGCUGCUGUGAGGGAGGUGGGUGGACAGCUUCAGAGGCUGACCAAGGUCCUAGAACAGGACCGACAAGAGCGUCAAGCCCUGGGGCUGGGCAUGGUCCAGUUGGUAGAGGCUGCCCAGGGUCUGGGGCAGCUGGGAGAGACUGUAAAGAGACUGGCAGAGGUGACCUGGCCCCCCAGCACGCCAGCACCCACCACAACUACCCCUGAGGAGGAGGAGAGACCUCUGAGGGGGGAUGUGUGACCCACUUCAAGACUGGGGACUUGAGGUACUCUCAAACAAAGAAAAACCAAAGUAUCUAAUUAAAAGAAAGGUGUGGGUGUAAGGUACGCUCAAAGAAAAAUCAAAAUCAUUAAAAACAAGGCGUGAGUGAUGUUUCUGGGGGCCUAGGUG
Messenger RNA from Castor canadensis (American beaver), 4578 nucleotides. RefSeq names its product scavenger receptor cysteine rich family member with 5 domains (gene Ssc5d). The record is from RefSeq and is a predicted model, not a curated record. Gene Ontology annotation, biological process: defense response; detection of bacterial lipoprotein. Gene Ontology annotation, molecular function: extracellular matrix binding. Gene Ontology annotation, cellular component: membrane; extracellular matrix. Lineage: Eukaryota; Metazoa; Chordata; Mammalia; Rodentia; Castoridae.